Exophiala viscosa is the source of this 600-nucleotide messenger RNA. RefSeq lists its product as uncharacterized. The transcript has 3 exons. NCBI's taxonomy places the organism in Eukaryota, Fungi, Ascomycota, Eurotiomycetes, Chaetothyriales, Herpotrichiellaceae. The record is from RefSeq and is a predicted model, not a curated record. Bases 1 to 600 code for a protein of 199 amino acids.
AUGCAUUUCGCUGUUACAUUCCUCUUCGCGGUCACGCUCCCAGCGGUCUCCGUCUUUGCUCAAGGGCAUCACAGUGGAGGCGGAGCCGCAGCCGCAGGAGGAUUCGGUGGCCGUGGUGGCGGUGGUAACGGUGCUGGUGCAGGUGGAAACUCCCCCAGCACCUUCAUCACCAGUGUGACUUCGGCGGCGCCAGCAGCCACCGCCUCUUCAGCUGCCACCUCUUCUGGGGGCGUCGCUUCCAUAGACGGCUCCUCAUGUCCAGCUUUUGGCAUCACUGCGGGCGUGAAAGCGACUGAUGGAACCGCGAAUUGCGUUGGCGACAAUGGCGUUGAUAUUCCAUGCGACUGCCCGCCAAACUUGAACACCUUCACCAGUUUCCUUGGAACCGUGGUUGCGAGCGGCGAUCAAUUCCCAAGCGGCACGUCCGCGGCAGAUCAACUCACGCGGUUGCAGACAUGUCUCGUGGCACUGCAGAACUUCCAGGGAGGGCUUGGAAGUGGCGUUGGAUGCCCCAUAGUCAGCACGAAUUGGAAGGAGCUUCAGACUCAGCUGCAGUCCGAGGCCCGAACAAAGCAGGAUGGAAGCAUCAGCAAGCGAUGA